Molecule: messenger RNA, 1823 nt
Organism: Symsagittifera roscoffensis
Lineage: Eukaryota; Metazoa; Xenacoelomorpha; Acoela; Convolutidae
Product: cleavage and polyadenylation specificity factor subunit 5-like
Exons: 1
Coding region: 26-634 (202 amino acids)
Cellular component (GO): mRNA cleavage factor complex
Molecular function (GO): mRNA 3'-UTR AU-rich region binding
Source: RefSeq, a predicted model, not a curated record
GAAUAUUGAUGCACAACCUCGUCAAAUGAAUGGAAACGAUAAUACAGAAGAAGACAAAUUCUAUUUGCACCCUCUUACUAAUUACACGUUCGGCACAAAAGAGCCUCUUUUUGAGAAGGAUACCAGUAUUAGUGCGCGAUUUCAGAGAAUGAGGGAAGAAUUUGAAAGUAUAGGGUUGCGAAGAUCAGUCGAAGCUGUUCUCUUGGUGCAUGAGCACAACCUGCCGCAUGUAUUGCUUCUUCAAAUUGGCGCUUCAUUUUUCAAACUUCCAGGUGGCGAAGUAGAUGCCCAGGAAGAUGAAGUUUCUGCUCUCAAGAGACUCCUCAAUGACAUUCUUUGCCGAUCAGAGCAUAUACCUGUUGACUGGCAGGUGGAAACCCUGCUCGGACAAUGGUGGAGACCAAACUUUGAACCUCCUCAGUACCCUUAUAUCCCUGCACAUGUUACUAAGCCGAAAGAGCACAAACAACUCUAUCUAGUAAAGAUUCCAGAAAAAGCUUUGUUUUCAGUUCCUCGAAACUAUAAAUUGGUGGCAGCGCCACUAUUUGAACUUUAUGAUAAUUCAUCGGGGUACGGUCCUAUUAUUUCGAGUUUGCCCCAACUUCUGAGCCGUAUGAAUUUCAAGUAUUUGUAAGAACUAGAUGCACGCAUAUUUUGUUUUUGAAUCUAGCUGGGAUUUUGUUUUUAAAGUCAAGUGUUUUAUACGUCCGAAAGUUUUGUUAAGCAAAGUUCAAACAAUUGUUAUACAAUAAGUUGGCGUCCUUAAAUUUAUACUCUUAACUUAAUUGAAAUAAAUUCAGGUUGUUAAUGACAGCGGCUAAAGUGGUUCUAUUUCUGGUGGACUUAUCCCUGGCGCUUCAUGCAAUUUUCAAGUUUUUCCUCGGAAUUGUCUGCCAUGCUCGAGUUUAUGUCAGAAAGCAAAUCCGAUUUUACGAGACGGUGGAAAAUUCGAGCGACCCGGUAAAGCUCAGUAAAGCUGUGAAUGCUAACGGAAAAAUUUUCAAAAUAUAUAUACAGUUUGCUUAUCGAUCUUUGUUGGCCUUUGCAGCAGCGUCAUUUGUUUGUUUCAAAAUACUAGUUGCGCAUUUCAUUAAGUUCUAUCUCUACACCAAGUUAUCACUACUUCGGAAACUUUAUUCCAAUACGAAGUACGAUGCGGGACAACUUUACUUGGCUGGAAAUAAUUUGAAAAAGCUGAUUCCGAAAAACAAAAGCUUGCCUCAAAAUGUUACAAUUAUAUUACCAUGUCUUAGGAGCUUGAAUGAUUCCCCUGUAUUUUGCACAAAGCUAGAAAUUUACCUACUGUUUCUUUAUAUUCUCGAAAUUAAAAAUAUAACUUUGUUCCUACCUUUUGCCAAUGACCCGAAAUUGAUUUAUGAAACCAUAAGAAGAGCUGAGAAAUAUGACAACGUUUCGUUUAUUUUUUCUCUCAAAGAAGCCUCUGAUGAUAUGUUAGAUGCUCUCAAUAGUUCGCGACGCCAACAACCUCGUGCAGUAGAACCUUGUGAUGUCACCAAAAGAAUAAACGGCGUUCACGCUGAUAUGAUUCUAGUAAGUGGAGGAUUUCCUUGUCUUUAUGGAUUUGUUCCAUGGCACACGAAACUCACUGAAAUUUUUUUCCUACCGCACAUUGAUUGUAUUAUGUUAGAUGACAUAGUAGGUGCAUUUCAUUCAUAUUUAUCUAUCGAACAGAGAUUCGGUAAGUAGUUUUUCAUGUUCAUUCAAGAUUGUUAUAAACUGUAUAUUUGCCUCUAUGUAAUGGUGUCAAUGCGUUCUGAUUCAAUAUGGCUGUUAAUGUUUUCAAUUUAAAUUGAGCCAUUUGA